This is a messenger RNA of Trichobilharzia regenti, 839 nucleotides long. NCBI's taxonomy places the organism in Eukaryota, Metazoa, Platyhelminthes, Trematoda, Strigeidida, Schistosomatidae. The record is from the annotation of a GenBank genome assembly.
AUAUAUCGUGUGACCUGUCUGUUUACAGCGAAUUUAAAAUGACUGUUGCUGCAGUUAGUGGAAGUUCUGCACUAGCCGCCCAGGCAUCUACGGGUGUGAAGAAGUCAGCAAAAGCAAAGAAGGCUCCGUCUGCUCAUCCUCCCUAUGGCGAUAUGAUAAAGAAGGCUCUUAAAGAAUUGAAGGAACGUGGAGGAUCAAGCCGUCAAGCAAUUGCUAAAUAUAUCAAGGCUAACUAUAAAGUUGAUGACCGAGCCGAAAGCCACCUUCGUCGUGCUCUGGUAACCGGUGUAAAAUCUGGGAAACUUAUUCAUACAAAAGGAAUUGGUGCUUCUGGUUCAUUCAAGCUAGCAGACAAGGCAGCUUCUCCAAAGAAAGUCGCCCGUCCUAAAACUGCCAAGCCUAAGAAAUCUCCCAAGAAGGCUGCUGCUAAGAAGCCAAAGACCACCAAACCCAAGUCAGCAACUUCCAAUCCCAGCAAACCAGCUGCUAAACCCAAGGCAUCCAAACCAAAAACAACUAAGCCAAAGAAGUCCACAACACCCAAGAAGCCUAAAGUAAGUUGAUACGAUUACUCUAUGGUCAAUGCUCUUGAUUGACGUACUUUUGGACAAACUCUUAUGGUGUAUUAUUCUUCACGUUUUUCUAGACGGUGAAACCCAAGAAGCCAGUCGCAAAGAAGACUCCUAAGAAGGCAGCCAAGAAAUAAAUGCAUUUAUGUAGUCCCUUUUUUAUUCUUGUAUAUAAAUCCCAUGUUUGUCUUAUUUCAAUUACUAUUAUGACUCUGAUUGUUCAGAUUGUAUUUUAUUUAUUCUUCAUCAAAUAAACGUUUUGCCAUCACC